Molecule: messenger RNA, 1156 nt
Organism: Aricia agestis (brown argus)
Lineage: Eukaryota; Metazoa; Arthropoda; Insecta; Lepidoptera; Lycaenidae
Gene: Rab19
Product: ras-related protein Rab-43
Exons: 4
Coding region: 67-720 (217 amino acids)
Cellular component (GO): trans-Golgi network
Molecular function (GO): GTPase activity; GTP binding
Source: RefSeq, a predicted model, not a curated record
UCUAACGUAAACACUGAAUUUUCAAUUUCUCAAUUAAAAUUGGUUUAAAUAUUAUUGAUUAGAAACAUGAGUAUUCGUAAUCCUAAUACUUUAAUGAGUGUGCCAGAUGAACAAUUUGAUUAUUUGUUUAAAAUAGUGCUAAUAGGUGAUUGCGGGACUGGUAAAACAUGCAUAGUACAACGUUUGAAAUCGGGCAACUUCAUAGAAAGGCACGGAAAUACCAUAGGCGUAGACUUUUCUAUGAAAACAUUAAUUGUGGAUGGAAAGAAGGUCAAGUUACAGAUUUGGGAUACGGCUGGACAGGAAAGAUUUAGAACUAUCACGCAAAGCUACUAUCGCUCUGCUAACGGAGUUAUUAUAGUGUAUGACAUUACUAAGAGGUCAUCGUUUUUGUCUUUACAAAAAUGGAUAGAAGAAGUAAGACGCUACACAUCAUCAAAUGUUAUUGUGUCAUUGAUUGGCAACAAAUGUGAUUUGACAGACCAGAGAGAAGUAGAACCGGAUGAGCCAAAAUCAUUCUGUCGGUACUUUCCAGAAAUUAUGUUUGUCAUGGAAACAUCUGCUAAAGAUAAUACAAAUGUAGAAGAUACAUUCAGAAGUUUAGCCACAGAGUUAAAGAGACAACAUGACAGCAGCGAAGGACCUCCAGCGGAGUCAGACUCGGUGGUGCUUGGUGACAGUCAUCCUGUCAACAGGUGUCAGCCGUGUCGCUCAUCUUAGGUAAAAAUUUUGACAACUGAAAACUUCUCUGAAUAUCCACCCUUCAUAGCAUAAGGUCUGUUCAUAUUGAUAACAUUAACAAUUAAAAUGUAUUACAGCUUUUAUAAUGAUGUUAUACCUUUAAAAUAAAAGCGUGUUUCAGUGUUAUCUGACCCUUAGCAAGUUACUUUUUUCAGCUCGGAUGUUACAAACAUCUUUGCAUAGGAGUUUUCAGUUUGUGCAUUAUGCAUACUUUUCCAUUACCAAAUAAUUUGCCAUAGGCUAAUGUAAAUAACUGUCACAAAUUGCCUACUAUGUUACAUAACUAGCUUAAUGAUCAGUGGAUAUCUACGUUCACAUAAUAUAAUAUGCUGAAAAAAUAAAAUUAAAACCUGACCAAAAAUAUACUAGUAAUGUAUAAUGGACUUAGGGUCAAUUUAUACUAGCACAGAGUAGA